CAACAGUGACAACCAACAACAGUGACAACAACAACAACAAAGCUACCCGAGAGCGGUUUGUGUGUUUUUGUUUUUUUGUGAAAUGUUGAAGCCCUUGAUUUUAAGCACAAGAUACGUUCAUUAGUCGUCGCAAGACUUUUCGUGAUCGUAAACGCGUUUCGCCAAACCUCUUGAUCUUGGCCAACAUGGCUUAGCCAACGGUAAAAUCCAAUUCUAAACACAUCCCAAAAAGAUAUCUAUCGCAGUGCGAUCUCUGAAAAGUGUCAAGUGUUCAAGUGCCGAGCUAAAAAAAUGUGCUGCAAGCUGUAAAAAGAUUAAUGCCAAAUUAAAGCAAAAGUAAAAUCAUUGCAAAAUCCUCAGCGUCAAAUGGCGAGUGCUUAAUGUGGGUUAGGGCCUAAACUAGCACAAAUUAAAACACACACAUACCACACACACACAUAUACAUACACCCGCACAACAAUUCAGCGACACAACAAAUAGACACAAAUUCACACAUGCCAGUUAAAAGACAACAACAACAACAAUAACAACAACAACGACAACAGAAGCAGCAGCAAAUUUAUGGUUGGUACUCGGUACUCUGGGCCAAAUGGUACCACGGCCAGCAGUCGGUUAGGGAAAAAACUAACGGAAUAAUGCAACAUUAAGCAAAAUGCUGCUGGCCCUGCUAAAGCUAAAGCAAAGCCCAAACCGCCACCACCACCGCCAACAACAACAACAACAUCAACAUCAGCAGCAACAUCAACACCACCAACAACAGCAACAGCUACAGCUACAGCAACAACAAGGAGAACCACAACAACCUGCAACGUCGUCGUCAUCAUCGUCAUCGCAGUCACCGUUACCACGAACAUAGCUGGAGCUAGCUAGCUGGUGCUGUGUAGCCGCCGUAUAAAAUGGAACCCUCAUAUGAUCACGAACAUCCACAUCAUCUGCUAACAAAUUACAAUGCAAAGAAGUAUCCGCACGUGUCACGGACACCGGAGUACAGCCACUCAACGGUGGGCAGCGAUUAUCCCGAGCACGUUGGCUACCUCACCGACGGGCGACUGCUGCACGAGAGUCCCAGCGAUGGCAUCUACCAUGUGCGACAGGGCAGCGAGCAUUCGUCGCCCUCGCUGCACUCGCCAGCCAUACAGAGUGCCGGCUAUGAGAACGAGCACUCGAUGAACGAGGCGGCGCUGUCGGUGCACAGUCACAGCCACUCGCCCAUGGUGUCCAGUGGCUACAGUGUGGGCACAGUGGGCGGCAGCAGUGCCUCCUUGAUCAGCAGCAAUAUACCGCUGCUGGGCGGCGGCGGAACAUCGAUGCUGAACAAGUUCUUGUCGCAUCCUGGCCAGGAUGAAUGUGGAGUGGCAGCGCACUCACCAAUUGAGGCAGCGGCAGCGGCGUCCAUGUGGAGCUACGACUACAAGGGUGACAUUUGUGCACCCAAUUGCGGCUAUCUGGACCGGCACAAGGCCAUGCCCAGCGAUUUGAAGUACAGACCAGGCGGUAAUCAGUCAAAAAGUGCCAAAGAGUCGCGCAUCCGUCGGCCAAUGAAUGCGUUCAUGGUGUGGGCGAAGAUCGAGCGCAAGAAGCUGGCCGAUGAGAAUCCCGACCUGCAUAACGCCGAUCUCAGCAAAAUGUUGGGCAAAAAGUGGCGCUCGUUGACGCCACAGGAUCGACGUCCCUAUGUGGAGGAGGCUGAACGUCUGCGGGUCAUACACAUGACAGAGCAUCCCAAUUACAAGUAUCGACCACGACGGCGAAAGCAGUCCAAGCUGCGCACCAUGCAGCCCGGUGGCGCCAAGGAGCAGACGCAAAGUGGUGAAUCCUCGACGCAGUCGGGCGCAUCGAAGUCAACGCCAAAGCUGACAACGCCGCCGCUGGCAACGGCCACAAGUGGCAGCUACAACACGCCCACCGACGACAGCCGCAACUCCACGCCCCACAAUGUGUCCGCUCUCUAUGAGCAGCCGCUAAAGCCCAGCUACUCGCCCAGCUCUGUGGAUUGCUACAGCAAUGCGGACAGCACGGAACAGCUUGAGUCACUGGCCGGCAAUUGCAGUGAAUCCUCGCCAGCGACCACAAAUACCAGCUACGACAGUUCACUGCUGCUGAAGAAGCUAACGAAGCCGCCGCCGCCACCAAGUCGUGCCAGCAAACAGCGCAGCGAGAAACUCGCCCAAAAGGAGGACAAAUCCAAGUCCCAGCAGCAGCAACAGCAACAACAACAACAGCAGCAACAGCAGAGUCUCUAUGCCUCGUAUCCCUUGGCCAGCUCUGUGGCUGUGGUUGCUGCACGUGGCAUGUACGUGACGUGCAACAAUCGCGGUCUGCUCGAUCAUGGACACUCGGUGAAAGGCACCUUCUAUCCGCCCGUGUCCAGCGCUGACGAUGAGGGCAGCAGCUCCAUGCGCAGCAGCAAUGCGUUGCAGCAACAGCAACAUCAACAGCAACACUGCAACAGUAGCAGCAGCAGCAACACCAACAACAGUCUGCCCUUGGCGGCAUCCACAUCCAGUGUGAUAGCCAGCAGCGAUCUGAGCAGCUACACGGUGGCCAUGACCGAGAGCAACUGCAGCGGCAAUGGCAGCCUGCUGGGCAGCGUGUCCAAUGAUUAUUUGAGCGGUGUGAAUGCCAAUGCCUAUGGCAUGCAGUAUGAGGAUUUUCUACGCUAUCAGAGCAAUGAGCUGGACUACGAUCAGCUGAAGGAGGCGAGCAACGAUCAGAAGUGCGCCAAAUAUCCGGACACGAAUCAGAAUUACGAUGACUACGAGGCGGAGGCCUACAACAAUGCCAUGUUGCUGACGGCGCCAGCGCCGCCAACUGGCACCAGCUACUACACCCAGUUGCCCUACUCCAGUGGCCUGGCUGCCUUUCCGUUGCAGCUGGCUGUGCCCUUCCAGCAGACGACGACGACAACCACGACGUCGGCAAGUGCAGCUGGCUAUGCACAGCCGAUGCAGAGCAGUUAUCUGCACUAUGGCAACUAUUAUGAGGCCAAUGGAGCGGCCAGUCAACUGUUGCCACCACAAUCUGCAGCCGCGGGAGGAGCAGCAGUAUCAGCAGUGUCCUCGCCAGCAACAUCAGCAGCUGGACCAACAGCUAUGGCCAUGCAGCAUCAUCAUCCACAUCCGCAUCAUCAUCAUCCGCAUCCGCAUCAUCAUCACUUUGCUGCCACUGGAGGCGCUGCAACCGGCAUGGUUGGCGUCGGAGUGGGUGAGAUGCUUUUCGAGCAGCAACAGCAGCAGCAGCAACGCAAGGAUGACGAGAUUAGCAAUAUUCUGGCCGGUGUGCGCAAAACCUGCUACAGCAAUUGACCCAGACCCAAGAAGUUGGAGCUGAAGCUGGAGCUUGGAACGUAAAGUUGUUAUAUUUGCAAGUAGAAAUUAGAGUUUUAGGCACUUGGUAUUAGGUACUCAUAAGCAAUUUCCCAUUAUAGUUGGACAUCUAUAAACAUUUUUGUAUGAUUAACGCGUUUAAACUAUGUUUUAUGUUUUAAGUUAGCUUGCAUUGAAAUAAAACAUAAAAAUUAUCUUUGAAAAGUGUGGAACGCAUUUUUGACAGAUGCCACAAUGUGCAAAACAUCUGACAGCAUCUUGCUGGACUUGCCACUUGC
Molecule: messenger RNA, 3604 nt
Organism: Drosophila albomicans
Lineage: Eukaryota; Metazoa; Arthropoda; Insecta; Diptera; Drosophilidae
Gene: Sox15
Product: putative transcription factor SOX-15
Exons: 3
Coding region: 897-3305 (802 amino acids)
Biological process (GO): cell differentiation; anatomical structure morphogenesis; regulation of DNA-templated transcription
Molecular function (GO): RNA polymerase II cis-regulatory region sequence-specific DNA binding; DNA-binding transcription factor activity, RNA polymerase II-specific
Source: RefSeq, a predicted model, not a curated record